AUGAACUCACGUUUACUUAACAUUUUCCGUUUAGACUUCAUGGAUUUUGAUUCGAAAUACACAAUAGGUACGUUCAUCGAAAGCGGUUCAUUUGGAGAAGUGUGCCGUAUCAUUAGAAAUGCGGACAGAAUUCAGUUGGCACUGAAAACGAUCUACAAAUCAAAGCUACCUCAUUACGCGUGUCCUUCUCAUGAUGGUUAUCCAGUCGAGGUGGAACUUCUGAAGAACCUCGAACAUCCACAUAUCAUAAAAUUUGUCGACUCAUUUGAGGAUGCGAAAUCAUUUUUCCUAGUAAUGGAGUUGGUUGAAAAUUCUAUCGAUUUAUAUGAUUUCACCAUGAAACGUAUAGAGAUGUCAGAAGAAGUGCUAGCGUAUAUUUUUGCUCAGGUAGCCGACGCUCUUCUCUACCUUCAUUGUCAUGAUAUAGCACAUCUUGAUAUCAAACUAGAAAAUGUCGUCAUGGAUGAAAACUUGAAUUGCAAGUUGGUGGACUUUGGCAGUGCGUCUAUAUGCAGAGACGAUGACGUUUUUCAUUUUCCGAGGUGUUCCGAGCCCGCUUGUAGUCCCGAGAUAUGGACCGGUCGCAGGUUCGUUGAACGACUUUGA
This is a messenger RNA of Ostertagia ostertagi, 606 nucleotides long. The record is from the annotation of a GenBank genome assembly. NCBI's taxonomy places the organism in Eukaryota, Metazoa, Nematoda, Chromadorea, Rhabditida, Trichostrongylidae.